Messenger RNA from Drosophila montana, 2941 nucleotides. Its product is annotated as scoloptoxin SSD14. Gene Ontology annotation, cellular component: plasma membrane. NCBI's taxonomy places the organism in Eukaryota, Metazoa, Arthropoda, Insecta, Diptera, Drosophilidae. Bases 332 to 2743 code for a protein of 803 amino acids. Gene Ontology annotation, biological process: glutathione catabolic process. The transcript has 7 exons. The record is from RefSeq and is a predicted model, not a curated record. Gene Ontology annotation, molecular function: glutathione gamma-glutamate hydrolase.
ACGAGACACGCGACUAAAAAAUAUAAAUAACAUUAAAAACUUAUAGAAUAUCGGACAAAAAUAAAAAAUAAUUGAGAUUUAUCAGCGCAUCUAACACAUCUAUAUAGACAAUUAUAUAGCGUCGGCAGCGGCGCGUAUCGAGUAAAAACAAAAACUGCGAGGAAAGCACAGUUAAAGAAAUACGAAAAACUUGACGCGUUUUCAGUGCGUUUCGAAAACGCGCGCGUUUUUUUUUUGUUCAUUUUCCAGUGCAAAAAAAGAACAAAUCUUUUGAAAGAGCACUUGCAGCAGCGCAUCAGCAGCGGCAGCAUCCACAGCGGAUGCUCACAAGAUGGUGCACCACGGCAACGACGAUGCGAUGAACAAGAUUCCACUCAAAUCUUCCAGCGGCCUGGACGAUGAGGAGAAGAAUGGCGGCGAACUGAUGCAGGACACCGCCGCUGCCGAGGAGGCGCGACGCGAGCAGAUGCGUGCCAAUCUGUUGGCCUGGAUGAAGAAGCUGACGAUUGUCCUGAUUUGCUUCAUUGGAAUCGCCCUGAUAAGCUAUGUGAUCAUCAGCCUGUGCUUCAGCGACUGGCCAAAGUCAACGCCCUUGCGAGCCAGCAACAGCACAGUUGCAACAGCAACAACAGCAACAGCAACAACGACAGCAACAGCAGCAAUUGUUGGCAGCAGCACAGCAGCAGCAACAGCAGCAGCAACAGCAGCAGCUGCGGCAGCAACAGAUGCUGCCGCAGACGCCGCGCCCUCGUCACCGGCACCGACAACAACAAGAACAACUAGCACAACUAGCACACCAACAACUACAACUACAACAACAACAACAACAACAAUAGAAAGCACACCAACAACAACAACAACAACUACAACAACAACACCACCAAGCAAUCCAAGCACAAGCCACACAUUUAAAACAUUUACUUCAACAGAUGAGCAGCCGCCAGAUUCGCUGCACAACAGCAACAACGACAGCAUCGAGGCAACAACAAUUGCCGCAACAGCAGCAGCUGAGGAGAUUCCAAUAGCUGGUCCUGCGGUGGCCGCCUCCACGUCGGCAACAACGCCACCUCCGUCGCCGGCAACAAUACUGGACAACAGCAACAUCGAGUUUUCAUCCAAAUUGGGCGUCUUUGAGCAUGCGGCCGUCUGCUCGGAUGUGGAGCCUUGCAGUCAGAUUGGCAGUGAUAUCCUGAAGCGCAAUGGCAGCGCCGUGGAUGCAACAAUUGCAACAAUGUUGUGCAACGGCCUCCUGACUGCCCAAAGCAUGGGCAUCGGCGGCGGCCUGCUGAUGAAUAUCUAUGACCGUGAGUCCCAGCGGGGCCAUCAGAUCGAUGCGCACGUGCUGGCACCGUAUGCGGCCGAUCAGAAGAUGUUCGACAAGGACCCGAAUUCCUCCUUCACUGGCCCACUGAGCAUUGCGGUGCCGGGCGAGGUGAUGGGCUAUCAUUUGGCACACCAGCGCUUUGGCAAGCUGCCCUGGCGGGAUCUGGUGGCGCCCUCGCUAAAGAUUUGCGAGAUUGGCUACCGAAUGACCAAGCAUCAGGAGAAGAGUGUGCGCAGCGUGUGGUCUACCAUCAAGGACAAUCCGGAGUAUCAGAGCAUCUUUCUGAAUGUGGAAACGGGCGAGCAGCACGUGGAGGGCACACUACUGAAGCCAUCGGCGAAGCUGUGCAACACAUAUCAGCUGCUGGCCGAGAAUGGGCCGAUGGACUUUUACAACGGGACUGUGGCCAAAAUGCUGGCCGAGGAUCUGAAGGAGCUGGGCAGCAUCAUAACCCAGGACGAUCUGGAUGCAUACACAGCUGAAAUGCGGCACUCGGUAACCAUGCCCCUGGGCGAGGAUACACUCUAUGCCGUGCCGCCAGUGAGCAGCGGAUCUGUCGUCUCCCACAUACUCAGCAUUCUGGAGGGCUAUAAUUUCACCCGCUCCGAUUUGGCGGAUGAGGAAUCCUAUGCCCUUACCGUGCAUCGCAUUACCGAGGCGAUCAAGUUCGGAUUUGCCCGUCGCCCCGAGCUGGGCGAUCCGCGCUUCAAUGAGGUGCGCGAACUGGUCAGCCAGCUAAACAAUCCGGAAUAUGCUGUCCAGCAGCGCGCCAAGAUCAACGACAGCCAUGUGCUGAGCGGACCGCACGAGUACGGCGCACAGUUCUCCUCCGACGAAGAUCCGUACGGCACCUCCGCGCUCGCCGUGAUCGCGCCCAACGGCGACGCCGUCGCCGUGACCAGCUCCAUCAAUUUUUAUUUCGGCUCCGGCCUGGUUGGACCACGCACAGGCAUCAUAUUGAACGACGGCAUGAACGACUUUGCUGUGCCGCACAAUUACUUCAAGCUGCCGCAGUCGCCGGCGAAUACCAUCGACGUGCACAAGCGACCCAUGUCCUCGCAGUCGCCGAUGCUGCUGGCGGACCACGACGGCAACAUACGCCUGGCAAUUUCGGCUGCCGGCGGCAGCAAGAUCGUGCCGGCCAUUGUCGAGGUGGCCGCACGCUAUCUCUGGCUAGGAGAUGACCUGAAGGCGGCUGUGGAUGCGCCGCGGUUCUACAAUCAGCUUCUGCCCGACGUUCUCGAGUACGAGUAUGGCAAGUAUUCGGAGUCGCUGCUGCAGCUUCUCCAGAAACGGGGCCACAAUCUGCAGCCAUUGAAAUUUGAUGCCGCCUCCGUUGUCUGUGCCAUUGGACGCAAUGCGACGGCGGUCUAUGCAAAUGCCGAUUAUCGUAAGCGCGGCGGCGUUGCCGGCUUCUAGGCGCUAUCGCACACACACACACACACACAGACAGACACACAAACACACACACAAACAGACACACUCUCAUACACACACAUAACCACACACUAGCGUAUCGUCAAGUGAGAUUAGUUGGAGGAAUGAAGCGAGAAGCAAGAAGCAAGAAGCGAGAAGCAAGAAGCGAGAAGUGAAGGCGAAAUCGAAUAUUUGCAAGUG